CGCUGCUCUGCUCUCCUCCCUCAGACUGAGCAACGAGGGCGAUUAGCCUGUUCCUUUCACCAGCCCGAGUCACAAUGCUGCUUGUAGUCUGUAACGUGUCCUCCGUUUUUCUGUCAGCCGCGCUGAGGAGUUUAUGAUGGACACAACUGACCGACUGACCGACUGACUGAGUGACUCCCCGUCGCCGCUUUUCCUCUAAAUAAACCGGCACAUAUAAUCUCAACAUGGAGACUUCAGAUAAGGGAAAUAAGUCCGACGAAGAGCCUGAAUCUCCAGAGGACGAAGAAGUUGACCCGAGAAUUCAGGGAGAGCUGGAGAAGCUGAAUCAGUCUACGGAUGACAUCAACAGAUGGGAAACAGAGCUGGAGGAUUCCAGGCAGAGGUUCCGUGCUGUCCUGGUGGAGGCCACGAUCAAGCUGGAUGAGCAGGUCAAGAAGAUUGGCAAAGCAGUGGAGGACUCCAAGCCGUACUGGGAAGCCCGGAGAGUGGCUCGGCAGGCUCAGGUGGAGGCUCAGAGGGCCACACAGGAGUUCCAGAGGGCCAUAGAGAUCCUGAGGGCAGCCAAGGAGACCAUCGCUCUGGCCGAGGAGAGGCUGCUGGAGGAGGACAGCCGACAAUUCGACUCGGCCUGGCAGGAGAUGCUGAACCACGCCACCCAGAGGGUGAUGGAGGCGGAGCAGAGCAGGACCCGCAGUGAACUGGAGCACAGAGAGACAGCAGCCAAAUACAACGCAGCAAUCAGCCACAUGAGGCAGCUGGAGAAGAAACUCAAACGCACCAUCAACAAGUCGCGGCCAUAUUUUGAAUUAAAGGCCAAAUAUUACCUUCAGCUUGAGCAACUGAAGAGGAGAGUGGACGAGCGGCAGGCUAAGCUGACCCAGGCCAAAGCAGAGUACAGGACAGCGCUGCGCAACCUGGAGACCAUCUCAGAUGAGAUCCACGCUCGCCGGCGCCUCUCGGCCAUGGGGCCCCGGGGCUGCGGAGUGGGGGCCGAGAGAGACGGGGGAGCCGGGGACGACAUCGCCAACUUCAAAAUGGAGUCAGAUGGCAUAUCCAUGAUUUCUGAGACCUUCGAGGAGGAGAGCUGUAACGGUGCUGCAUCAGAAGAGGAUACAGAGACCCAGUCCACCUGCAGCUUCAGCUCUAACUCAGCCCCUCUGGACGUGCCCUGCCCGUAUCUACCCUCACCUUCCUCUCCCUACCCGCUGCUUUCUUCCUCCUGCCCUUUCCCCUCAUCGUCCUCUCCCCCCUCACCUUCACCCUCACCCUGCCCUGGGGAUCUGGAGCUGCCCGAGCCAGACUCCCUGGAGGGUUUUGGCCUGGUGUCGCCUGUGCUGGGCCCUCGCAGUGAGUGCAGCGGUGCCUCUUCGCCUGAGUGCGACCAGGAGAGAGGGGAAAGGGCAGAAGGCGCAGAGGGAAGGCCAGAAAACACUACAUCGGCGGGCAGUCAGAAAAGCACCACCUUGGAGGACAGCAUGACCCGCCUUUCUCUCAAGCACACAGAAAAGAGCAAGGUGGAGAGUGGACCUUUCACUGUGAACCCCACACCGCCACCAUUGCUGCUGCUCAACUCUGCUUAAAACAGAGGAAGGACUUGAUCACAUCUUCAGUAUUUGUGCCAAACCGUCACGUGUCGAAGGAACGUCUGUGUCCACCUCCGACCCCCUCCUUCCAGACUGACUCUCUUGGUGUUACGGACUUCCCAUUUCAUUGAAGUUUGGGGGAAAGGGAUGGUUUUACAAGGAAUCCAGAGACAGACAGUGGUAGGAACUGGUGGUAUGUACACUGAGGAGCCAGUUGUACCUACACUCAAUGGCCAUUUGAUCAGAAACACCUACCAUGUGGGUGGACAGUUAUUGACUGUAGCUCGUCUGUUGCUGCACAGUUGAUCAGCCCCCCAGCUACUGCAUCCAUCAAUAGAAAGGGACCAGGAUUGGACCACCACUAACUGGACAUUGUUUGGAUGAACUGUUCUCAGCACAGCAGUGACACUGACGUGGUACAUGGUGCUGAUACAAGUGCAGCUCAGUACAGACAUCUGUCUGGAUGUCACCGACAGAAUGGCCACAUCUACCUGUGUGUCCAGUUUGCACACCCCUUUGCAGUGUUAAUGUAUAAGCUCUUUGUUUUUUUGACUCUGUGGGUGCUGUGUUGUGUAGCACUUAUAACUCCAGCUAAGCUCCUCCCCUCUCUGUAUUUAAUCCUAUGUGUUACUAUGGAACAUUGACCUAAAGUAGUGAAGAGCUCUAUAUUUAUAUUCAGCAUUCGUCUCAUUACCGUACUUGACCAAUGUGUUGUCACGGCACAUUAUUGUUUAUCUAUGUAAUAAACAUAGGCUCAUGCCACAAGCGGCA
This is a messenger RNA of Colossoma macropomum (tambaqui), 2354 nucleotides long. It is a transcript of the gene sh3bp5a, whose product is annotated as SH3-domain binding protein 5a (BTK-associated). Gene Ontology annotation, molecular function: protein kinase inhibitor activity. The transcript has 9 exons. The record is from RefSeq and is a predicted model, not a curated record. Gene Ontology annotation, biological process: intracellular signal transduction; negative regulation of protein tyrosine kinase activity. NCBI's taxonomy places the organism in Eukaryota, Metazoa, Chordata, Actinopteri, Characiformes, Serrasalmidae. Bases 225 to 1580 code for a protein of 451 amino acids. Gene Ontology annotation, cellular component: cytoplasm.